CUUAAAGCUUGGCACUCUGUCUUUCCCCUCCCUCCACACCACAACCCACUCUAUCUCAUACAUCCAUCAUUUCCCUCCUCUCAUUCAGCAUUCAGAAAUAAUUGUCCCAAACAAUCUUAGCUAGAUAUACAUACCUUACAUACAUCAAACAGAUAAAAGAAUCUUUUAUAUGUACCCAUACACAUAUGCCUAGCUACCUAGCCAGAGGCUAGCUUGAUAGUUAGUUAUUUUCAUUCAUUUUAGGCUAAGCUAUAUAUAUAUCAUCAUCAUGAGCAGGACAAUGGAAGGUAGCAACAAUGGUGGCAGUCUCAACUUUCCCCUGCAAUUGCUUGAGAAAACAGAGGAUAUUUUUUCACUGUCAAAUCUGUCAUCCUCCUCUUCUUCUGCUUCUCAAGUGAUAACCCUGCAACAAGAUUCAAACAAGAAGCCUCUGGCUAAGAGGGCUUCCACUAAGGACCGCCACACUAAGGUGGACGGCCGUGGACGGCGGAUCCGCAUGCCGGCGACCGCCGCCGCCCGGGUUUUCCAGCUCACUAAGGAAUUGGGUCACAAGUCAGACGGAGAGACCAUCGAGUGGCUCCUCCAGCAGGCUGAGCCGUCGGUGAUCGCUGCCACCGGGACCGGGACCAUUCCGGCGAACUUCACUUCCCUCAACAUCUCCGUCAGAAGCUCCGGGUCAACCAUGUCGGCGCCGUCGCACAUGAGAAAUCUCAACAGUUACUUGCACGGGUAUUCCCAUCUGAGGCUAAUGGAAGAGUCCCAGCGGCGGAUAAUGCUCGGGUUGUCGUCGGAUUACUCCUCUGCCGCGGCGGCGGCGUUGAAUUUCGGGUUUUGUAGCAAUAAUAGCGGCGACGAUGUGAGCGUUGCAUUGUUUCCGGCGAAGCAGGAGGGGGAUCGGCAUCCGCCGGCGUUUCAGAACUACAUGUCAGGAAACUAUAUGAUGCAGUCAAGCUCCGGGUGCAUUCCGGCGAGUCAGGGCCAGUUUCCGGCGACGACGACAUUGCUCAGAAUGGCAAGUAGCAAUAAUCCGACGACUACCAGCGGUCAAAUGAUGUCCGGUCAUGAACCCUGUUUGUGGGCCCUGCCUGCCAGUAUCGGCGCUGGCCCAAAUAACGGUGGACUGCAUUUGAUGAACUUUUCGAUGCCGGUCGCGGCAGUGAGCGGCGGCGGCGGUACGGCGGGGGAAGGGCAGCCGACGGGGAUGUUUGGGUUUAGGUCAAUGGAAGAUAGCCGGUAAUUAAUUAAAGUAAUAACAGUCGACAUUCUUGCCUUUCCAAGUAAUAAUUGUAAUCAAAUCAGUCAAGGAAUAACGAUGUAUGGAUUGAAUUGCUAUUUUUGCGUUAUGUUCCCUUCCUCUAAAUCAGAGCUACCAUUUAGGGCUUCUCCAACUAUGUGUGCCCUUUUUUGGCCAAAAUGAUGUAAACAUUCUAUAUCAAACAAUAUUUUGAUUCCAACAAUUUAGAUUGUUUUUAUUACUACUACAAAUAUUAUUAUUGAUGUGUACACUUCAUUUUUCUUGCA
Messenger RNA from Cuscuta epithymum, 1521 nucleotides. The record is from the annotation of a GenBank genome assembly. NCBI's taxonomy places the organism in Eukaryota, Viridiplantae, Streptophyta, Magnoliopsida, Solanales, Convolvulaceae.